Messenger RNA from Cryptomeria japonica (Japanese cedar), 1626 nucleotides. RefSeq names its product AAA-ATPase At3g28580-like. The record is from RefSeq and is a predicted model, not a curated record. Lineage: Eukaryota; Viridiplantae; Streptophyta; Pinopsida; Cupressales; Cupressaceae. The transcript is spliced from 4 exons. Bases 1 to 1626 code for a protein of 541 amino acids. Gene Ontology annotation, molecular function: ATP hydrolysis activity; ATP binding.
AUGUUCUCUAUAGGCUUUAUAGAAUGUCUUGCCGAUGCUGUUCAAGCUGAAUUUCAUUCAUGCGACACACAUCGCUUACCUUCUCUAUUUCCAGGAUCUUUCAGCCUACAAAAUAGAGUCAUUUUACCAAAGUCUUGCUCACUCCGUUCGCUUGCUGCCCCCCUGCAAGAUUCAUUCUUCACAACACUUUCAGUGUAUAUAAGCCUUUUAAGGUUUCCUGAACACUUUCUUGUUGAGGAUUGCGCAUCAUAUGGUUCACUCUUACUAAGAGUUUCAAGAUAUAUUCUACAUCUUCUUACAGCAGAUAGCUACAUUAUAAGUUUUCUUAUUUCAUUCCACUCUCACAAUUCAUCCCAGACUUUCACCCUCGCCUAUCGACGAACUGUUGCAGGCACUACACCUGCAACUGCUAGUUAUACACAUUUAAAUGUAAAUUUUGAGACUGACUGGUCUGUGCUUCUAUUGGGAGUCAAAGCCUGGUGGACGUUGCGCACAGAGGUAAAGCCGCCUUCCCUGUUGAACAUCUCCGAUGAAAAGCGUUACUUUGAGAUCAUAUUCCACAAGAAGGACAAAGGCAAGAUAUUUGAAGCCUAUCUGCCGCAAGUAAUUGCGGAGGCCAAAAUCAUGGAGUUGAAAAAGCGACAACGGAAGAUUUACACCAAUAUAGGUGGUAACUCGCAAUCGCACCCUGCGGCCAGAAGCUCUAGUGUUUGGACGCCCAUGGUUUUCGAGCACCCUGCGACGUUCCAAACCCUGGCUCUUCACCCCGACCUAAAAGAUGACAUAAUCCAGGAUCUCAGAAUAUUUUCUCAGAGGGAAAAGUAUUAUAAGGACGUCGGCCGUGCCUGGAAACGCGGGUAUUUGCUCUACGGCCCUCCCGGCACCGGAAAGUCGACCAUGAUCGCUGCUAUUGCGAAUUUUCUCGAGUAUGACAUUUAUGACCUGGAGUUAUCGGAGGUCAAGAGCAAUACUGAGCUUAGGUCGCUUUUGAUUGGGACUACGAAUAGGUCUGUUAUUGUGAUUGAGGACAUCGAUUGCUCCCUGGAUUUGUCCGGCCGGGUAAAGAAGGCGGAGAAAGAGAGCAGGGGAAUACAUGAAAUCCCGGCGAUAGAUGAGAGCGGCGGUCAUAAUAGCAAGGUGACUCUGUCCGGGGAUUUGAAUUUCACAGAUGGCUUGUGGUCCUGUUGCUGCAGCGAGCGGAUUAUUAUUUUUACGACAAAUCAUGUUGAUCGGCUGGACCCUGCGCUUCUUCGUUCCGGGCGCAUGGAUAAGCAUAUUCAUUUGUCUUUCUGCACUUUUCCCGCGUUUAAAGUUCUUGCUCGAAAUUAUCUUGGCGUUGAAGAUCAUCCUCUGUUUGAACAAGUUGAGGUUUUGAUGAAGGAGGCGCAGAUGACGCCGGCGGAUGUGAGUGAGGAAUUGAUGAGGGUGACGGAUGAUCCCACCGCUGCUCUUGAAAAGCUGAUUGAGGCUCUGCGCCGGGCUAUGGAAAAGGCUGCCGUGAAAAAUGAAAUUUUGCCGGAGACUGAAAGUGAAGAAGCCGAUUUAGUUGAAGAGGAAGCUGCUCCGGUCGCUAUUAUGAGUGAUUCUUCAGACUAUAUGAAGAUGUUUAGAAAUCGAAUGGGAUAA